Messenger RNA from Aspergillus pseudotamarii, 1416 nucleotides. Its product is annotated as ribosomal lysine N-methyltransferase. Lineage: Eukaryota; Fungi; Ascomycota; Eurotiomycetes; Eurotiales; Aspergillaceae. The transcript is spliced from 5 exons. The record is from RefSeq and is a predicted model, not a curated record. Gene Ontology annotation, cellular component: nucleus. Gene Ontology annotation, biological process: peptidyl-lysine monomethylation. The coding region runs from base 1 to 1416 and encodes 471 amino acids. Gene Ontology annotation, molecular function: protein binding; protein-lysine N-methyltransferase activity.
AUGUCUUCCACAGUCCAUUUUCUCGAUCCGGUGAAUUUCCAGUCUCAGUCAGACGAGUUUAUCUCUUGGCUGUCUGAGCGGCGGGCAGAGGUGUCGACAUAUAUCAAUGCACUAGUGGCGCAAUCCGAUAUUGCCGAGGGUGAAGAACUUUUUACGAUUCCCCGCGAACACGUCCUCUCAACUCAGAAUUCAAAAUUGAAGGAUCUGCUCUCCCAGGAUGUGGAGGAGCUGGGGCCAUGGCUGUCCCUUAUGCUGGUCAUGAUCUACGAGUAUCUUCUCGGGGAUAACUCGGCCUGGGCAUCAUACUUCAAGGUCCUUCCCCGAAAAUUUGAUAGCCUAAUGUUUUGGUCGCCUUCAGAGCUUCAGGAGCUUCAGGGUAGCGCAAUCGUCGAUAGAAUUGGCAAGGAAGGUGCAGAAGAAUCCAUACUUGAAAUGAUUGCUCCUGUCGUGAGAGCCAAUCCAUCUCUCUUUCCGCCGGUGGAUGGUCUAGCGUCGUAUGAUGGCGAUGCUGGCACUCAGGCCCUGCUGAACCUCGCUCAUAUGAUGGGCUCUCUUAUCAUGGCUUACGCCUUCGAUAUCGAGAAACCCGAAGAUGAGGAUGAUGAAGGAGAUGAUGAAAGCGGAUUCGUGACUGAUGAUGAGGAACAACUGUCCAAGGGUAUGGUUCCUCUGGCAGAUUUGUUGAAUGCCGAUGCAGACCAGAAUAACGCUCGUCUUUUCCAAGAAGAGGCCGGUCUUGUAAUGAAGGCUAUCAAGCCUAUCAGUGCAGGGGCUGAGAUUUUCAAUGAUUAUGGAGAGAUCCCCCGUGCGGACCUUCUGAGGAGGUACGGCUACGUGACCGAUAACUAUUCUCCUUACGAUGUAGUUGAGCUGUCACUGGCGCUUAUUUGCCAGGCGGCUGGCCUUGCAAAUGCCGAUAUUGAGAACCAACCUGUGCUCCAAUUCCUUGAGGAGUUGGAAGUCCUUGAUGACGGUUAUGACAUUCCGAGGCCAUUGGAUGAUGAUUUGGCAGGUGUUCUUCCAGACGAACUGGUUGUCUUGGCUAAAGUGCUCUGCAUGUCGAGUGACGAGCUGAAGCAACAGGUUUCAAAGAACAAACCCCCGAAGCCUUCUUUUGGUCACAAGGAAGCAACGCUACUCUCAAAGGCUGUUCAGUCAAAGCAAGCCCAGUACCCAACGACCCUUACACAGGACAAAGAAUUGCUGGCACAAUUGAGCCGGUUGGAGACUACAAUCCCCUUGGAAGACUCUGCACGACGACAAAAAAUGGCAAUCCAGGUUCGGAUUGGCGAGAAGGAAAUCCUGCAAACCUUAUUCGACAUGCUCAUCGCUAACUCAGAGGGAAGCACGACCUCAAAGCGAGCUGCUAACGGCGACAAUGACGCAUCGAGGAGAACGAAGACCCAGAGGAUUUGA